GCAAAAUUAGGAAAUUCGAAAUCGGCCCCGAGAACGGCAGAUGAGGGGUAGCAAAAAUCACCCAUAAUGCAUCCACGUCUAACACCACUUGCACGAAGCAUAGGGUUCCCUCUGAUCUUCUUGACGCUUCACCGAAGUAUUAUUUGCUUUGAUUUCGUAAGUUAUACUAUUACUCACUCUUUCAGCCCAAAGUCAAACGAUUCCUUGACUAUGUCUCCGACGCUCCGCACCGCUGCCAUCCCUGCAGCAACUGUUCAGUCCCACGCCUCCAACCUUCUUCAACUUCCCGAUCAGACUCUGCUUUGCGCGUGGUUUGGGGGUUCCCAAGAAGGCCUUCCAGAUAUCAGUAUCUGGCUAUCUCGUCAAGAACCUGGCUCAACCACUUGGUCUGCACCCGAAAAAGUCUCUGCCGACGUCAAUCGCAGUUGUCAGAAUCCAGUUCUUUUCCGAGCACCAAGUACAGGAGACGUAUGGCUGUUCCAUACCUCUCAAGAUGCCGGCAACCAAGAUGGUGCAUUCAUCAUGGCUCGCAUAUCAAGCGACAACGGCAUGACUUGGUCAGAACCACACUUCCCCUUCCGAGGUAUCACUGGAGCGUUUGUGCGUCAACCUCUGGUGGUCCUUGACGAUGGGACGUGGGUUCUUCCGGUUUUUCAUUGCCGCACAACACCAGGCCAGAGAUGGAUUGGUAACAACGACAUAUCGGCAGUUUAUUUCUCCCGAGAUGAUGGUCAGACAUGGGCAGAGAAUGUGGUUCCAGGUAGUUUGGGGUGCGUCCACAUGAACAUUAUUCCCCCAGGGAAGAAGGGCUGCCAGUAUACCGCCUUUUUCCGCAGUCGGUGGGCAGACAGUAUUUACCGUUCCACCUCCCCUAAUGGCCUGGAUUGGAAUCCUCCAAAGCCAAUUACCUUACCAAACCCGAAUAGCGGCAUUUGUGCCGCCCGUCUACCGUCAGGAAAUACCAUUAUCGUCUUCAACAGAUCUGCGGCGGAGCCUAAAAUGGCAAAGAGAGAAGGACUUUACGAUGACAUUACACCGAAAGACGACAAGCGUCCAAACCAGGCUUCUGUCAACGGAAAGAGCGCCAUAUGGGGAACGCCUCGGAAAGAUUUGACCAUCGCAAUUUCCAGCGAUGACGGUCUGACAUGGAAAGAAAGGGUACUUGAGGAAGGAGAUGGUUAUUGCAUGACGAACAACUCCAUUCAGAAGACGAACAGAGAGUUGAGUUACCCAAGCAUCUUUAUUGAGAAAGGGCCGCUGUCAGUGGCGCAUGUUGCUUUCACUUUCCACCGCCAGUACAUUAAAUAUGUCAAAAUACAUGAACUGGAAAGUUGGGUAGAUGAGGCCCAUGUUAAACGGGAAGGUUGAGCUAUAUGUUCCUGUGCAAAUAGGACGAAGAUAGAAAUGCCAUCUUUUAUGUUGGUCAAAAUGAACACUCGAGGUUUUGC
Messenger RNA from Colletotrichum navitas, 1448 nucleotides. Its product is annotated as glycosyl hydrolase. The coding region runs from base 67 to 1368 and encodes 433 amino acids. The transcript is spliced from 2 exons. Lineage: Eukaryota; Fungi; Ascomycota; Sordariomycetes; Glomerellales; Glomerellaceae. The record is from RefSeq and is a predicted model, not a curated record.